UGACACUCGAACGUAAUAGAUAAAAAAAAACAGAACUACCAACAUAACCUGUGCAGUUGUCAAAACGUCAGAAAUCCAAAAAAAUUAACUGUCAUCACGUAACAAAUAAUCUAAACCAGAUAGAAAACAGACAAAAAAUAAAAAAAGUUUUUUUAGUCUGAAUGGAGUCCCAAUAAUAGCAGAAAACUGUUAUCAGUGAAAAGAAAAACAAAUCUUAAAUAACAUUUCCGAAUUUUCUGUAAUUAAUUCAAAACUAUUUUUGUUUAACGAAAAGUAGAAGAAAUAUUUAUUUUGUUGUGUUUUUGAUCGAAAAGUGAAGACAGUUGAAUUAUGGGAUUUGCUGCAUUGUGUUCGGCAUCAAAAUGCUCAAGAUUGACAAAAUCCGUGAUUAGCAAUUUUGUUGGUGCAUCAGCUGCUGUAUCACAUAUCAGACAACAACGACGAAAUGCUGGCAAGUGGUUUCCAGAUGAAGAAUAUAUUAAAUCAUACUCUGGAGUAGUACUUUAUCCUACUGAAGAAACGAAAUGGCUGAAACCAAUGUAUAAUGAGAAAGCAAUGUUUCCACCGCCACCAGAAAAAGCAGUAAGGAAUAUGAUUUUGAAUUUUGGGCCACAACAUCCAGCUGCUCACGGUGUACUUCGUUUGAUUCUAGAGUUGGAGGGUGAAACUGUCAUCAGAGCUGAUCCACACAUUGGACUUUUGCAUCGUGGUACGGAAAAAUUGAUUGAGUAUAAAACAUAUACUCAAGCCCUCCCCUAUUUUGAUAGAUUGGACUACGUAUCAAUGAUGUGUAAUGAGCAAUGUUAUUCAUUAGCCGUUGAAAAAUUGUUGAAUAUCGACGUUCCGAUCCGCGCCAAAUAUAUUAGAACUUUGUUUGCCGAAUUAACUCGUAUCUUAAAUCAUAUAAUGGCUGUGGGGACACAUGCUUUGGAUGUGGGUGCAAUGACACCAUUCUUCUGGUUGUUUGAGGAACGUGAAAAACUUAUGGAAUUCUACGAGCGAGUAUCAGGGGCUCGUAUGCAUGCCGCUUACAUCCGACCAGGUGGUGUUUCACUUGAUUUGCCGCUUGGUUUGAUGGAUGAUAUUUAUGACUUCGCAUCACGAUUUGGUGAACGCUUGGAUGAAACUGAAGAUCUAUUAACUAACAAUCGUAUCUGGAUUCAUCGUACAGUUGAUGUUGGUUGCGUCACCGCUGAAGAUGCUUUGAACUAUGGAUUCAGUGGUGUCAUGCUGCGAGGUUCUGGUAUUAAAUGGGAUUUGCGUAAAUCUCAACCAUAUGACGCAUAUGAUUUAGUCGAAUUCGAUGUACCAAUUGGAACUAAAGGCGAUUGCUAUGACAGAUACUUGUGCCGCGUAGAAGAAAUGCGUCAGUCGUUGCGUAUAAUCAACCAAUGCUUGAAUCAAAUGCCAUCUGGCGAAAUAAAAACAGACGAUGCCAAGAUUACCCCACCAACACGUGGCGAGAUGAAAGAAUCAAUGGAGGCAUUGAUCCAUCAUUUUAAAUUGUUCACACAAGGUUAUCAAGUACCACCCGGUGUAACGUAUACAGCUAUCGAAGCGCCAAAAGGAGAGUUUGGUGUUUAUCUCGUGUCAGAUGGAUCAAGUCGGCCAUACCGAUGUAAGAUUAAGGCGCCCGGAUUUGCACAUUUAGCUGCACUUGAAAAAAUUGGCCGUAAACAUUUAUUGGCUGAUAUUGUUGCAAUCAUUGGAACAUUAGAUGUUGUAUUUGGUGAAAUUGAUCGAUAGAUUCAGAAGCUCAACCAAAUGUAACUAAGAUAAACAAAUAAAUUAAAAACCAAAACCUCAUGUCAAUCAAGGUGGGGCGUUUUAUUCACAAUAAAAA
Contarinia nasturtii (swede midge) is the source of this 1843-nucleotide messenger RNA. It is a transcript of the gene ND-49, whose product is annotated as NADH-ubiquinone oxidoreductase 49 kDa subunit. The coding region runs from base 331 to 1746 and encodes 471 amino acids. Lineage: Eukaryota; Metazoa; Arthropoda; Insecta; Diptera; Cecidomyiidae. The record is from RefSeq and is a predicted model, not a curated record. Gene Ontology annotation, biological process: mitochondrial electron transport, NADH to ubiquinone. The transcript is spliced from 8 exons. Gene Ontology annotation, molecular function: quinone binding; NAD binding; NADH dehydrogenase (ubiquinone) activity.